CAUGGGUGGUGGAGGAGGUGCUGCUUACCACAUGGGUGGUGGAGGUGGAGGAGAUGCCGCUUUCCUCAUGGGAGGUGGCGGUGGAGGAGGAGGGUUCGGGAUGGUCAACGGUGAUGCUGCCGGCUUCGGUAAGGGCGGUGGGGGCUUUGGUGGGGAGAAGGGCGUCUUCACAUCGGGCAUAAACGACCAGCAACAAAUGCAGACGCUGAACGAUCGCCUGGCGACUUACCUGGACAAAGUGCGAUCGCUGGAGAAGACCAACAUGCAGUUGGAGGAGAAGAUACGCGCGUUCACCUCCACCCAGGAGUUCUCGACGCACGACCUGCAGGCCUACGACAACCAGCUGAUUCCCCUGCGCCAGAAGCUAUUGGCGCUAUUUGUGGAGAAUUCGCGAGUUGUUCUUUCAGUCGACAACAUAAAGCUGACCAUGGACGACUUCAGAACCAAGUUCGAGUCUGAGCUGUCCCUGCGCCAGACCAUAGAGGCUGACAUCGCCAGCUUGAGGGGGCUCAAACGCGAGUAUGACGCUGCCAACGCCGACCUCGUUAACGAGCAUAAGGCCCGGGAGCAGGAGAGGGCACACAUGCAGAAUGUCCACCAAGAGGAUGUUGUGAUGAUACGUGGGAAGGUGGCGGGGACAGUGAACGUGGACAUGAAAGCGGUGGAAGGCAUCGACAUGGCGCGUGUCCUGACCAACCUGCGGGCCGAGUACGAGACCAUCAUGCAGAAGAACCGCCGCGGCGUGGAGGAAUGGUACACCAAGCAGGUGGAGCUGAAGCAGUCUUCUGUGGUUAACGAGGAAGCAGUGAGCACAGGGUCAGAGGUCAGGGGGAUCCGGAGCCAAAAUAUGGAGCUAGAGUCCCAGCUGGACACCAUGCUGAGAAUGAAGGGUAACCUGGAGCAGCAGCUUCUGGAGAUCGAGGGUCGCUACCAGUCCAUGCUCAUCUCCUACAGCCAGUCGGCCGCGGGGCUGGAGGGGGAGUUGGCCGCCCUGCGGGCCAACGCCAUGAAGCAGGGCAAUAACUAUGAGGUGCUGCUGGGCAUCAAGGUGCACAUGGAGCAGGAGAUCGCCACCUACAGGGCACUCCUGGAAGGCACCGCCAACAUGAGCAACACGGUUUCCCUGAAAUCGACGUCGUCGUCGUCAUCCGUGAGCGCAGGGGCGGGAGUCAAAAUAUCCGGUGGAUAUGGAGCCUCUUCGUCGCUUUCCUCCGUGUCUUCCCCCACUUCCUCAUCCACCACGACGAGAGUCGUCACCCGGACGGUGGUGCAGGAGUCGUCCCCUGUCGUCACCGCGGGGAAAUCGAUCACCGUUUCCUCCGUUGGCGGCGGGGCAGGGCUGGCGGGAGGGGCAGCAUCAGCAGCGGCAGCGGGAGGGAGCAUCACCAGGACGGUGAUCACCUCCGGUGGAGGAGGUGGAGAAGUGUCGGGUGGCGGAGCGAGCAUGACCGUGAACAGGUCCAUUGUCACUUCGUCCUCCGGUGGGGGUGGGGUGACGAUGUCAUCAGGAGGCACUGUGUCUGGAGGAGAGACUGUGGUCGUAAAGACAAGCCGAGUGGAGAGCUCCUCAUCAUCAGGUGGCACAACGGUUUCAGGAGGUGGAGCCAUGAUGUCAGGAGGUGGAGCCAUGAUUUCAGGAGGCGGAGCCAUGAUUUCAGGAGGCGGAGCCAUGAUGUCAGGAGGUGGAGCCAUGAUUUCAGGAGGUGAGGCCCAAAUGAUGUCCGGAGGUGGAGCCAUGAUUUCAGGAGGCGGAGCCAUGAUGUCAGGAGGUGGAGCCAUGGUGUCAGGAGGUGGAGCCAUGGUGUCUGGAGGAGAGACCGUGGUCGUAAAGACAAGCCGAGUGGAGAGCUCCUCAUCAUCAGGUGGCACAAUGGUUUCAGGAGGUGGAGCCAUGAUGUCAGGAGGUGGAGCCAUGAUUUCAGGAGUUGGAGCCAUGAUUUCAGGAGGCGGAGCCAUGAUGUCAGGAGGUGGAGCCAUGAUGUCAGGAGGUGGAGCCAUGAUUUCAGGAGGUGGGGCCCAAAUGAUGUCAGGAGGUGAGGCCCAAAUGAUGUCUGGAGGCGGAGCCAUGAUGUCUGGAGGCGGAGCCAUGGUGUCAGGAGGUGGAGCCAUGGUGUCUGGAGGAGAGACCGUGGUCGUAAAGACAAGCCGAGUGGAGAGCUCCUCAUCAUCAGGUGGCACAAUGGUUUCAGGAGGUGGAGCCAUGAUGUCAGGAGGUGGAGCCAUGAUUUCAGGAGGUGGCGCCCAAAUGAUGUCAGGAGGUGGAGGCAUGAUGUCAGGAGGUAUGAUGUCAUCGGAGACUGUCCAAAUAUCAUCAGGUGGCUCAUUGGUGUCAGGUGGUGGGGCAGGAAUGAUGUCAGGAGGUGAAGGCAUGAUGUCCAGUGGCGGUUCCAUGAUAUCUGGUGGCAUGAUGUCAUCAGGUGGCACCAUGAUGUCAGGAGGUGGAGCCCAAAUGAUGUCAGGAGGUGGAGCCCAAAUGAUGUCAGGAGGUGGAGGCAUGAUGUCCAGUGGCAUGUCUUUAGACGGUUCCAUGAUAUCUGGUGGCAUGGUGUCAUGUGGUGGCUCUGAAAUGAUGUCAUCAGGUGGAGCCAUGUCAGGCGGCAUGAUGUCAUCAGGUGGCUCCAUGAUGUCAGGAGGUGGAGCCAUGAUGUCAGGAGGUGGCUCUGAAAUGAUGUCAUCAGGUGGAGCCAUGAUGUCAGGAGGUGGAGGCAUGGUGUCAUGUGGUGGCUCUGAAAUGAUGUCAUCAGGUGGAGCCAUGAUUUCAGGAGGUGGGGCCCAAAUGAUGUCAGGAGGUGGAGGCCAAAUGAUGUCAUCAGGUGGAGCCAUGUCAGGCGGCAUGAUGUCAUCAGGUGGCUCCAUGAUGUCAGGAGGUGGAGCCAUGAUGUCAGGAGGUGGCUCUGAAAUGAUGUCAUCAGGUGGAGCCAUGAUGUCAGGAGGUGGGGCCCAAAUGAUGUCAGGAGGUGGAGGCCAAAUGAUGUCAUCAGGUGGAGCCAUGUCAGGCGGCAUGAUGUCAUCAGGUGGCUCCAUGAUGUCAGGAGGUGGAGCCAUGAUGUCAGGAGGUGGCUCCGAAAUGAUGUCAUCAGGUGGAGCCAUGAUUUCAGGAGGUGGAGCCAUGAUGUCAGGAGGUGGGGCCCAAAUGAUGUCAGGAGGUGGAGGCCAAAUGAUGUCAUCAGGUGGAGCCAUGGCAGGCGGCAUGAUGUCAUCAGGUGGCACCAUGAUGUCAGGGGGAGAAACGAUGUCCAUGUCUGGUGGCUCAAUGUCAUCCUCCACCAGCUUCUCCUCUUAGAAGGCCCCCCUCUCGUGGCGUGGUGGCCACGGUAACGAUGGAACCUCUGAGUGUUCUGAGAGACACCCUUUGUCUUAACAACGGAACUCCCCUCUGGACAGAAGAAACCGCCAUUGAGUCUGCUUGCUGGUGAUACCUCUUUUUAAAUCCCACUUUAUAUUAAGUGCCCUUAUAAUAGUAUGCUGCCUGAACGAUGUUAAGUGCCCUUAUAAUAGUAUGCUCCGUGAACGAUGUUAAGUGCCCUCAUUACAGCGGACUUACGUGUGUAAUAAAGAAUAUUCUGUCCUUCACAGCAAAGUACACAUUAGUAUCCCUUUUAUUGGUGUCACAUGUCACUAUCCCUAACCCCAUGACACCAUGUCACAGAAUCUACUAAGAUUGAAAAUGACACUAUACCUCUUUGGCAUUGAGGAUAAAGUAUUAAGGACUAAGGCACAUAAAAGGCACUUCAUAUUAAGUGGAUCCCACCUUUCUCACUGGCUUUCAUAGUCACUGUAUCGUUCUUUAUCAAGCAAUUUGCAUUAUAGAGUAUAAAACUAUGUGCCAUGAAACAUUUCUUAAGAAAUUACUUUCUUUUUGACACAUGGCAGUGGCUUUAAAAUAAAUAAAUAAAUAAUCAACUACUGGGUGACGGACACAGAAAGUAUAGCGGGAAAUGUUAUAUUCUAGUUAAAUGUUGAUUUGUCUUUAAGACGAAAGAUCUGGGGCUCAGUUAAAUAUUUCAUGUAAGCUCCACUUAAAUGUUCUUGUUGCUAUGGUUAAGAGUUUUUGUUGCUAUGGUUGAGAGUUUAAAUGUUAAGGGCAUACCUCAGAGAGAAUAUGUUCUGGUAUGUUCCUAUUUUAAUGUUAAAAUAUGGUUCUGAGCUAUCAUGUAAAACAUUGCUCUCAUUUUACAUUUCUGAACAAAUGGGAUAAAAUAAGGGCACAAAAAAACAGUAAAAAAAUAAUAUAAGAAAAAAACCUGUCUUUGUUUUUCUCUGUUUUCUGUGUUGAAACACUAUCUUCCUUUAAAUGGUGAUGCCAAUAAAGCGUAUUGAAUUGACCUAAUUCAGACAUACACAACACAUACACCAUUUACCAUCUCUCUGCAUAGACACACACACAUACACACAAUUUUCUCUACAUACUGCUCUUCGGAACGCUACAUAUAUUCCUGCGCGUUUAUUAUAUUCCAAGGUUGUUUUUUUUCUUUCUACCUUUAAUCUUAUUGCUGUGAUGGAUGACAAAAUGAAGACAAAUGAAUGUGGAAAGUAAUAAACACCUCACUGAACUUUGAA
Messenger RNA from Clupea harengus (Atlantic herring), 4560 nucleotides. RefSeq names its product keratin, type I cytoskeletal 9-like. Gene Ontology annotation, molecular function: structural molecule activity. The transcript has 8 exons. Lineage: Eukaryota; Metazoa; Chordata; Actinopteri; Clupeiformes; Clupeidae. The record is from RefSeq and is a predicted model, not a curated record. Bases 2 to 3283 code for a protein of 1093 amino acids. Gene Ontology annotation, cellular component: cytoskeleton.